Homalodisca vitripennis (glassy-winged sharpshooter) is the source of this 1724-nucleotide messenger RNA. RefSeq names its product elongation factor Tu (gene mEFTu1). NCBI's taxonomy places the organism in Eukaryota, Metazoa, Arthropoda, Insecta, Hemiptera, Cicadellidae. The transcript has 11 exons. The record is from RefSeq and is a predicted model, not a curated record. Bases 114 to 1550 code for a protein of 478 amino acids. Gene Ontology annotation, biological process: mitochondrial translational elongation. Gene Ontology annotation, cellular component: mitochondrion. Gene Ontology annotation, molecular function: GTP binding; translation elongation factor activity; GTPase activity.
UGCACAAACUAAGGGAAAACAGCUGAACAGCUGAAAUAGUACGGCAUUAAUUCCAUUCCUAUACUGGAUUGGAUACUCGGCCGGAGGUGUAUCUUCCUAAGUAAGUGUUAAAUAUGGCGUCUUGGAUCUCGGCGAGGGUUAUUUUCUAUCCAGUUGCUCAGCGAGCUCUAAAGCAAAUUCUGUUCAGCAGUGAAGUUCAUUCAUUAUACAACUACAAUGUCAGACUAAGCAGGUACUUGUGUCAGCCUCCUGCAGUGACAGUAUCUCCGGUGCGCCGCUACGCGGAGAAGAAGGUCUACGAGAGGACAAAGCCACAUUGCAACGUUGGCACCAUCGGCCAUGUGGACCAUGGCAAGACCACCCUCACUGCAGCUAUCACUAAAGUAUUGGCAGACAAAAAAUUGGCAAAAGCCAGGUCUUACGCUCAGAUCGACAACGCGCCCGAGGAGCAGAAGAGAGGCAUCACUAUCAAUGUGGCGCACAUAGAGUACCAGACAGAUAACCGGCACUACGGCCACACGGACUGUCCGGGUCACGCUGACUACAUCAAGAACAUGAUCACGGGCACGGCUCAGAUGGAUGGUGCCAUACUCGUGGUCGCGGCAACAGACGGAGCCAUGCCACAGACUCGGGAACAUCUGCUUCUCGCCAAACAGAUCGGCAUCAAUCACAUCGUCGUCUUCAUCAACAAGGUGGAUGCUGCCGAUGCGGAAAUGGUGGAGUUGGUGGAGAUGGAGAUUAGAGAGUUGAUGUCGGAGAUGGGCUACGAUGGAGAUAGUGUGCCAGUGAUCAAGGGAUCUGCUCUGUGCGCGUUGGAGGGCAAGAACCCCGAGAUAGGAGCUCAGGCUAUACUGAAGCUGCUAGAGGAGGUGGACAAGCACAUUCCCACACCAGUCCGAGACUUGGACAAACCUUUCCUGCUGCCUGUCGAAACCGUGUACUCUAUCCAGGGGAGAGGCACUGUGGUCACCGGCCGACUGGAGCGAGGGGUCAUCAAGAAGGGUCAGGAUGUUGAGUUUGUCGGAUUUGGAAAAGCACUGAAAUCUACAGUCACAGGUAUUGAAAUGUUCCACCAGAUCUUGGAGGAGGCACAAGCAGGCGACCAGCUCGGAGCACUGGUGCGUGGCCUCAAGCGUGAAGAUAUCAAGCGUGGUAUGAUGAUGGCCAAGCCUGGGACACUCAAGGCACAGGACCACUGUGAGACACAGGUGUACAUGCUGACCAAGGAGGAGGGAGGCAGACCCAGGCCUAUCACUCCACUGUCAAUAGUUCACAUGUACUCCAAGACGUGGGACUCUUCAGUGAAGGUCCACCUAUUCGACAAGGAGAUGGUCAUGCCAGGAGAGGAUGCCAAACUCGAGCUGAGGCUGCAGCGCCAGGUCGUGAUGGAGCAGGGACAGAGGUUCACACUGAGAGACGGCCACUGCACCAUCGGCACCGGAGUCAUCACUAAGGUCCUGCCUAUGCUAACGGAGCAAGAGAAGUCUGAACUGUUGGAGAGCAAGAAGAACCGGGAGAAGAGGCUUGCUGCUGGUGCUGGCAAGGCUUAAGAGUUAGGUUUAGUUGUGCAAGAGACUCUUGAGAAAUUCUGGGCGCAGCCAUGGGCUGUACCCGCUGUCGAGGACCUGAGUGAGUCUGGGCAUUUAUCAUUUGUCCAUCUACCAUUAUAGUAAAACUGUACUGUACUGUAACUUUUUUGUAAAAUAUAACAAUAAUGUUAUUUU